UUUUUUUGACUCUUGACGUGAGCGAGUACGGUUGUUGAAAGCCGUCGAUAUGUCUUCGAUUAAAAUAAAUUUAGUAUUGUGCAGUGUGAUAUUAUGCGUUUUGGUGUGCGUCAAUACACAGUCCGUGCACAGACGCUUUGAAUACAAAUAUUCGUUCAAGCCGCCGUAUUUAGCGCAAAAAGAUGGAUCCGUUCCGUUCUGGGAGUACGGAGGCAACGCCAUAGCUUCAGGAGAGAGCGUCCGCCUGGCGCCGUCGCUCCGUAGCCAGAAGGGAGCAAUCUGGUCAAAGCAGCCCCUCAACUUUGACUGGUGGGAGAUUGACAUCAUGUUCAAGGUCACUGGAAGAGGGCGGAUAGGAGCUGAUGGGCUGGCGUUCUGGUAUACAACGCAGCGCGGCGAGUACACGGGCGAGGUGUUCGGUUCCUCGGACCGGUGGAACGGUCUGGCCGUCAUCUUCGAUUCCUUCGACAACGACAACAAACACAACAACCCGUACAUCAUGGCCGUGCUCAAUGAUGGCACCAAGGUCUUCGACCAUAAGAGUGACGGAUCCCAGCAGCUCCUGUCGGGCUGUCUACGCGACUUCCGUAACAAGCCGUUCCCCACCCGCGCCCGCAUCGAGUACUACCUGAACACGCUCACUGUAUACUUCCACAACGGUAUGACGAACAACGAGGCGGACUACGAGCUGUGUUUCCGCGCGGAGAACGUGGUGCUGCCCCGCGGGGGGUACCUGGGGCUGUCGGCCGCCACGGGGGGGCUGGCAGACGACCACGACGUCAUACAUCUACUCACCACCUCGCUGCACACGCAGCAACAGACUGGCUCCGGCCAGCAGAUGAGCUCUGAUGAACAGCAGAAGCUCUCGCAGGAGUACCAGGAGUACCAGAAGAAGUUAGAACAACAGAAAGAGGAAUACAGAAAGGAACAUCCCGAUGAGGUGCGCGACAAGGACGGCGAGUUCGACGACUGGUUCGAGUCGGACGCGCAGCGCGAGCUUCGCCAGAUCUUCCAGGGCCAGACACAGAUACACGAUAUACUGCGGGGACUCAACAAGAAGGUCGACGAGGUGAUAGGCAAACAGAUGAACUCCCUGUCGAUGCUGACGGCCGUGUACUCCCACACGCAGGGCCAGCCUCUGCAGCCCGGCGCCGCCCCCCCUGCACAGAUGCCAGCUCUGCCCAUCGGCCGACACGACUGGGACGCGCUGGUCGCCAACAACCAAAUCAUGAUCAACACCAUCGCUGAACUCAAAGGGUUCAUAAUUGAGGUGUCUCGCAAGUCGGACGCUUUAGCGGCUGCGGGGGGCGGCGCGGGGGGCGCGGCGGGCCCCGCCAGUGCGGCGCUACUGAACGAGCUGCGCGACUCCAUGAACCAGCUCAAGGCCUCCGUCGCAGGCGUCGCCCAGAGGUGGUGUGCAGGCGCAGGCAAUGUCCGGGUGUCCGGAACCCAGCUGCGUGAGCUUCACAGGUCUACUGUUGGUGGUAGCGGCACAGCUCAUUCUUAUGCUGUUCUACGCUAUCUACAAAGAAAGAAAAGAAGCACAAGCGAAGAAGUUCUUCUAAGGUCGUCUGUAGGAGUCGCUAGGUGUCGCCACUAGUUUCAUACAACUGCCAGACCUCGGGCUUCCGUUUCCGUCAUAUGUUCCCGCGACAUCAUACUGUUAUUAGUAUAAUUAUUCUCGACUGGUAACUAAAUAAUGUUAAGUAGAGCUAAUAUAGACUUGAAGGCCUUGAAAAUAGAGUCUAAUUCUCAAUAGCAAGUUUUUUUUCUAGUAAGUCAUGCUAAAAUCUACUUAAAGUGUAAAGGAAUAAGGUUUAUUUUCGUUUUUUCAAGUCUUUUUAGCUCUAUUUUAGUCUUAGCAUAGUCACAUGUCAUAAGAGCUAUGAUAUUUAUAGAAAUUUUCUUUUUUCUUUGGCAAUAUUUUAAUAAUAUUUUUUUAUUGACAAUACGUAUUGAAUAUAGGCUCAAAAGUAUGUAAAAUAUUCGAUGCGUUAAUUAUAUUAAGUGUGGGAGAGCCAUGCUUCGGCACGAAUGGGUCGGCUCGACCGGAGUGAUACCACGGCCUCACUGAAAACCGGCGUGAAACUACAGCGUUGUGUUUCGCCGUGUGAGUGAGGUUACUGAAGGCCUAGACCUUUCACCCUCCAUCCUUAAAUCUCUUAUACCCUAUAAGAGGUCGGUAACGCACUCGUAACUCCUCCGUUACGGGUGUCCAUGGGCGGCGCUGAUUGCUUACCAUCAGGUAAUCUGUCUGCUCGUUUGUCGACCUAUACCAUAAAAAUAAUAUAACUAUUCAAAUUACCGUAAAACGGUAUGAAUACAUGUUUGCGAAUUUUCCCACUAUCUUAUUUACCCGGAUUCUACUAUGUCUGUAAAAUAUGGUUUCUUUUACCUUGACAACUUAUAUAUAAGUUUUUUAUAUUGACAGCAAACGAGACGGAUUACCUGAUGGUAAGCAAUCAGCGUCGCCCAUGGGCACCUACAACAACAGAAUAGUUACGAGUGCGUUGCCGACCUUUUGGGGAUUAGGGAUUUGGAGAUUUGGGUAUUGGCGGAGGGGGAGGCCUUCGGUAACUUGCGCCACCCAUGAACAACCGCAACAAUAGAGGAGUCGCGAGCGCGUUGCCAACCUUUUGGGGAUUGGGGGAGGGGGAAGUUUUGGGUCUCAAGUAACCUCACUCACACGGCGAAACACAACGCUGUCGUCAUUUCACGCCGGUUUUCUGUGAGGCCGCGGUAUCACUCCGGUCGAGCCGACCCAUUCGUGCCGAAGCAUGGCUCUCCCACACAAGUAAAUGGUUUUCGUUAUAUCAAAGUGCAGUUCACAAUCCAAGUUUGUAUGAUCUCGCAAAAUUAUCCGACAUUUGUAUGAGACUAGUGGUUUUUAUAGAUUUUUUUUACCAAUUGUGAGUGCGAGACCCUUGUGUGUCUGUCUGUACAUAUAAUAUUUAUACUGUUCUCUGCUCAUUUGUGUUUUUUUUUAUUUUACAUAAGUAUAUAUGUAUAUUGGGAUGGUUCUAACAUCUUUUUUCUGUCACAGUUUUUUGAGAAAAAUGUUAAACAUGUAUUUUUUUAAGAAAGAAAAAUAGUAGUUGAUUUUAAAAGAGAUUACAUAUCUCAUAGAAAACUGGCGUGAAACAAUCACAGUGUUGUGUUUCGCUGAGUGAAGUUACCGGAGGCACAAUCCUUCCCCCUCCCCCAAUCCCCAAAUCUCCAAAUCCCUAGUCCCUAAAAGGUUGGCAAUACACUCGUAACUUUGUUGUUGCGAGUGUUCAUGGGCGGCGCAAGUUACCGGUGGUUUUCUCCUCCCCCCAAUCCCCAAAUCUCGAAAUCCCUAAUCCCCAAAAGGUCGGCAACGCACUCGUAACUGUUGUUGCGGGUGUCCAUGGGAGGCGCUGAUGCUUACCAUCAGGUAAUCCGUCUGCUCGUUUGCCAAAAAACAUAGUUAAAACGUAUGGGAGUCUGAUAAAAAGUUUUUUUUUGUUUUGGAGAUUUAAAAAUACGUGUUUAACAUUCUUUUCUGCACUGUUUGAUAGACAGACGAAAUUAUUUAUUGUUAUUAUAAUAACCAUUCCUGUGUCAAUAAAUUGUUAUAUAUCUAUAAUGUGAAGUCUCGCAAUGCGCGCGUGUGUGUAUGUCUGUAUGUGUGUGUGUGAGAAUGUGUACAAAGGUUGUAAGUAAAGAUUAUUUUUUGAGAUUAA
Messenger RNA from Spodoptera exigua (beet armyworm), 3704 nucleotides. The record is from the annotation of a GenBank genome assembly. NCBI's taxonomy places the organism in Eukaryota, Metazoa, Arthropoda, Insecta, Lepidoptera, Noctuidae.